AUGGGCUGUUUUUAUUCUAGACGCAGAGUCGAGGAUGACAUUAUAUAUGACAUGUCACCGAUCAGACACCUGCCAGUUAUCUUCGUGAAUGGAGUGCCUGGUGCUGGGAAACAGACGGUCGCUCAGACGAUAUCCAACAUUACGGGUUACACGAUGAUACGACCGGGGGAGCUGAUUAGGGCGGAGGCAGAGAAGGACACGGCCAGGGGACGGUUAAUAGCUGAUAAGCUACAGGCCCAGGAACUUGUACCUGAGCAACUCACAGUCGACAUGAUCAAAGAAACGAUGUUAAUGCAUCAAGAUGCUAAAGGGUUCAUCUUAGUGGGAUUUCCAAAAAAUCACAGAAUGUCCUAUAUAUUCAACCGUCAGGUGAAGUGGCCGGAAAAAGUUGUAGCAUUGGAAGUUGACAAUGAGGUUGCAGCGAGUCGGUUACAGAACAAAUUAUCAGAGCUUGGACGGCCGGAGUAUGAAAUAAACGCGGCGCGGCAGAUCGUUAAGGAAGCUGCGCAAAAAGUCAAAAAUGUACACAAACGAUUUGGAGGACAUGUUAUCACGGUGGAUAGCAGCCGCAACCCUAAAGCACUGGCGUCUGCACUCCAGGAGAUUCUGUCAGAUACAGUAGAAAAAAACAAGAAGUCUGAAGACUCAGAGGAAUUACCAGUUAAUACAUCUGCACCAGAAAUCGUUGCCGAACCCCCCCUCCCCGUCCCCACUAUUGAUACCAUAGACAAUGAAGUAAAAUGA
Messenger RNA from Danaus chrysippus (African queen), 744 nucleotides. The record is from the annotation of a GenBank genome assembly. Lineage: Eukaryota; Metazoa; Arthropoda; Insecta; Lepidoptera; Nymphalidae.